Molecule: messenger RNA, 3237 nt
Organism: Tachyglossus aculeatus (Australian echidna)
Lineage: Eukaryota; Metazoa; Chordata; Mammalia; Monotremata; Tachyglossidae
Gene: MAN2C1
Product: mannosidase alpha class 2C member 1
Exons: 24
Coding region: 185-2890 (901 amino acids)
Biological process (GO): oligosaccharide catabolic process; mannose metabolic process
Molecular function (GO): alpha-mannosidase activity; carbohydrate binding
Source: RefSeq, a predicted model, not a curated record
GUCGCAGGCCUGACCCUGCCAGCCUCAAAUCUGGAGGUGGAGAGAGGUUUUCAGCUCCCAAAGGCAGCAAGACUGAAGAGCCCAAUUGCAGAAAGGUUUGACCAAGACGGGCGAGAAGACCAGCUACAUCCUGGCGGAUCGGCUUGGGGAGCGUGAUCCCCGGAGCCUGACCCUGUACGUGGAAAUGGCCUGCAGCGGGCUCUGUGGGGAUGGCCAGGGCAGCCUGAUCCAGCCCCCGGACCGCCACAAGAAGUUUGCCGUGAGCCGGGCCCAGCUGGCUGUAUUCCAUCGGGAAGUCCAGGAGCUCCUGAUAGAUCUGGAGACGCUGAUGGACAUGGCCGAGUUCCUCGGGGAGGACAGCCAGCGUGGCUUCCAAGCCCUCUACGCCGCCAACCAAAUAGUCAACGUGUGCCGCCCGUCAGAGCCGGACACCUGGGCCGAGGCCCGCUCCCUGGCCACCGCCGUCUUCCGUCAGCGCAACGGGGACAGCCAGCACACCAUCCACGCCAUGGGGCACUGCCACAUCGACUCAGCCUGGCUCUGGCCCUACGAGGAGACGAUUGGGAAAUGUGCCCGCAGCUGGGCGACCGUCAUUCGGCUCAUGGAGAGGAACCCGGAGUUCACAUUCACUUGUUCCCAGGCUCAGCAGUUGGCAUGGGUGAAGAGCGGCUAUCCUGGGCUCUACAGCCAUAUCCAGGAGCGUGUGCGGCAGGGCCAGUUUGUGCUCGUCGGGGGCACCUGGGUGGAGAUGGACGGGAACCUGCCCAGCGGGGAAGCCAUGGUGCGCCAGUUCCUGCAGGGCCAGGCCUUCUUCCAGCAGGAGUUUGGAAGGAUGUGCUCAGAGUUCUGGUUGCCCGACACAUUUGGCUAUUCAGCCCAGCUCCCCCAGAUCAUGAGCGGUUGUGGCAUCCACCGCUUCCUCACGCAGAAGCUGAGCUGGAGCCUGGUCAACUCCUUCCCCCACCACACAUUUUUCUGGGAAGGGCUGGAUGGCUCCCGGGUGCUGGCGCACUUCCCCCCCGGGGACUCGUACGGGAUGGAGGGCCGCGUGGAAGAGGUGCUGAGAACCCUGAAGAACAACAGAGAUAAGGGGCGGGUGAACCACAGUGCCUUCCUGUUCGGCUUUGGGGAUGGGGGCGGCGGCCCCACGCAGACCAUGCUGGAUCGGCUGGAGCGGAUCAAGGACACAGAUGGGCUGCCCAGGGUGCAGUUCUCCAACCCGGAGCGUCUGUUCGCGGCGUUGGAGCGUGAUUCGGGGCAGCUGUGCACCUGGGUCGGAGAGCUGUUUCUGGAGCUGCACAACGGCACCUACACAACCCAGGCUGAGCUCAAGAAGGGGAACCGGGAGAGUGAGCAGAUCCUGCAUGACGUCGAGGUCCUCAGCUGUCUAGCCCUGGCGCGGGAUAGCUCCUUCCGGUAUCCUUCUGCGGAGCUGCAGCGACUCUGGCGGCUCCUGCUCCUGAAUCAGUUCCACGAUGUGGUGCCCGGCAGCUGCAUCCAGCGGGUGGUGGAGGAUGCCCUGAAGUUUUACGCAGAGAUCCGCCAGAGCAGCUCCGGCCUCCUGGGGGCUGCGGUGCAGUCCCUGUGUGGGCCACACCCCGGGGACGGAGACCGGGCCCCGGCCCAGAGCCUCCUCGUCCUCAACACGCUGCCCUGGGAGCGGACUGAGGUGGUGUCCUUGCCGGAGCCCGGUGGACCGGAACGUCUGGCACUGGUGAAGGCACCCAGUUUGGGCUAUGCCCCUGCCCCGGAUCCCGGCCCCUGCCCGCCUCUCUGGUCUGUCCGCGUGGUGUCCGAGGCUGACGGUUCCGUGAGGAUGGAGAACGGCAUUAUCCGCGUGUGCCUGGACCGCACGGGACGUGUCACGUCCUUGGUUUUGGAGGCGUCGGAGAGAGAGACCCUGCCCGAGGGUGGCCUGGCCAACCAGUUUGUGCUGUUUGAUGACGUGCCCCUCUACUGGGACGCCUGGGACGUGAUGGAUUAUCACCUGGAGACCCGGAAACCGGUGACCCAAUUGGCCCAGCCCCUGAAGGUGGGGAGCCCCGGGGGGCUCCGGGGCAGUGUCAGCUUCUCCCUGAGGCUCAGCGAGCGGAGUGUCAUCACCCAAGAGGUGGUGCUGGAUGCCAGGUGCCCCUACGUUCGCUUCCAGACCCAGGUGGACUGGCACGAGGCCCACAAGUUCCUGAAAGUAGAGUUUCCAGCCCGGGUCCGGAGCCCGCAGGCCACCUACGAGAUCCAGUUUGGCCACCUGCAGCGGCCGACACACUUCAACACCUCCUGGGACUGGGCUCGCUUCGAGGUGUGGGCCCACCGCUGGAUGGACCUGGCCGAGCAUGGCUUUGGGCUGGCGCUGCUCAACGACUGCAAAUACGGGGCCUCCGCCCACCGCAACGUCCUCAGCCUCUCUCUCCUGAGAGCACCUAAAGCCCCCGACCCCACAGCAGACAUGGGGCACCAUCGGUUUACCUACGCAGCCAUGCCGCAUACAGGUUCCUUCCAGGAUGCCGGGGUCAUCCAGGCUGCUUACAACCUCAACUUCCCCCUUCACGUGGCGCCGGCCGGGCCCACCCCCUGCCCGCCCUGGAGUGCUUUCUCCGUCUCUUCGCCCGCCGUGGUGCUGGAGACCAUCAAACUGGCUGAAGCGGAGGCGGAGCCCGAUGCCUGGCCCGGUGCGCUGGUGCUGCGCCUCUACGAGUCCCACGGCAGCUCGGUGGUCACCUGGCUCCGGACCCCACUCCCGCUGCAAGAGGCUGUUCUCUGUGACCUCCUGGAGCGCCCGGCCCCCGGUCGGCCCCUGCCCGUGGAGGGCUGUGGCCUGAAGCUGUCCUUCUCCCCCUUCCAAAUCCUGACGGUGCGCCUCACCCUGCAGCCAGCGGCCCCUCGGUCCUGACUUCCAGGCAGCAACGGGCCGGGAAUAGACCAGCCUGCUCCACGGCCUCUCCAGCCGGGGCAAGGGGGAGUCCUGCUCUGUUUUCUGGAGAAAACAGCAGUGAGCUCGGGGCAGCUCCAGGCGCUGCUGGGGAGCCGGACCCCCUCCCUGCUUCCCGGAAGACGCCGUGACUUCCAGCCCAGCCCAAGGUAUGGGGGCCUACCAGGAUCUGAGUCGUCACUCUUCUUCCCCCAGGGCCUCCAUCCCAACUCCAGGGGCAGCUGGGCCCCUCCCCAAGAUGGCAGGGGGCCGUGGGCACAGCUCAGUCCAAUAAAGCAGUUAUUUGGUAGCUCUCUCCCCUUCCCCUG